Messenger RNA from Ceratitis capitata (Mediterranean fruit fly), 306 nucleotides. It is a transcript of the gene ND-MNLL, whose product is annotated as NADH dehydrogenase [ubiquinone] 1 beta subcomplex subunit 1. The transcript has a single exon. Bases 22 to 189 code for a protein of 55 amino acids. Gene Ontology annotation, cellular component: mitochondrion. Lineage: Eukaryota; Metazoa; Arthropoda; Insecta; Diptera; Tephritidae. The record is from RefSeq and is a predicted model, not a curated record.
GACUAUACAACCAAUAACAACAUGAUUGGAUUGGAUAAACGUUAUGUUUGGGCUGUAUUGCCCUUCAUUGGUUUUGCAAUUGGCCACUUUUUAGAUAAAAAGGAAACCGAACGCAUGACAUUGUUUCGUGAUAAAAGUGCGCUUUAUGCUCGGCCCGCUGGUUCCGAGGGUAAGCCUCCUUCUUGGUAAGGAGUGAUAUACGUUGCUUUUAUAAGUAAAAAAUUGUCUACUUUAAGUACCCUUCUGAAAAUGUGAAAUAAUAUCGCUUGUGUUUGUAAUAAAUACGCAAAUGGUUUAAACAAAAUG